GAAAUUCCUAAAUUGUUUUCCUUCGAUUCAGUAUGUCGGGAGAUCACUCGGUUUUUCUUUUGAUGGUAAAUGGUCAAAUAGAAAGUGCUGAGUUUCCUGAAUUCUCUGAAAUCAGUUGCCGCUACUCUUUUGUUUAUGGCCAGGACUGGGUUAUAACAUCAGGACUAGAAGAAGGAUGCACUCAGAAAGCGCGCAAAAAUCUUAUUGAAACCGCAAAGUUUUCUUUUAAUUUUCCCAUUGACAUUACAUUCAAAUCUACUAAUCCUUUUGGAUGGCCACAAAUUAUAUUAAGUGCGCAUGGACCAGACUUUCGUGGCACUGAACAGCCUAGAGGAUAUGGUGUUACACACAUUCCUUUGGUUCCAGGAACUCAUAAGCGAAAAAUAGCCAUGUUUGUGCCGGAAUCUUCAUCUAGAUUUCAACAAUUAAUUGGGUGGCUUACAAACAGACGUCCAGAGUACGUAGAUCCUUCCAAUCUAGCUCAUGGAGAAGGAAGGGAAGUGACCCGUGUUAGAUCCCAAGGAUAUGUAACUCUUUCGUUUAAUAUUGUUACCAAAGAUAUGAAGAAAUUAGGAUAUGAUGUCUGUCCAUCAGAUGUAGCAAAUCCAUCCAUUCCAGAACAACAGGCCUUGGAUGCUUAGUAUUUGACUAAGACCAUAUUAUAUAAAUAUAUAUUUUAUUUUAAUAUAUUUAUACUUUUCUAUUUAAAUUAAUUGGUGCUUUUCUUUUUGGUUUUAAUAUAUAAUUUAUUUAAAUAUUGAAACCGUUUAUAUCUUUAAAAAUAAAUUCAAUAAAGUACAAAUAAAAAUGAGAAUUCAUUCACAAAAUGUUCCAUUUUCCGGUUCUGCUAUAUGAAGCUAGUGCUUUAUGAGCCUUUCGUCUUAUUUCCUUAUCUGAAUCUAUAUUGAACUUUUGAAGAGCUUCCACAACAUCAUAUUCCAUGUGAACUGGUGAGCCGUCACAUAAUGUGUGUAAAACUUGUUGUCUAACAUUUGUUGCAGGAUCGUCAAUCAUUUCCAAAACUCUUGCCCAAAAUUCUCCUAUAUCUGUUUUAACUCGGCAGGGACACAUUUCUCUUAAAGCUCUUUGCCUUACUGUCGGAUCGGAGUGUUUACUGAGUGAGAUUACUUCAUUUAUAUCAGUGGUUUGAAGGCAUCUUCUCAGAGCCUCUCUUGUGCUUAAUGCCAUUUUUCUCUUCUGUUUCCUAUCUCUAAUUGAGCUAAAACUAUUCUCUCAGGCAAUUUAUAGAGCCUUUAAAUGUUCCCAUACUUUCAUUUUAUUGUGCAACAAAUGGACUAGUGUUGUGCAACAUGUUGCAACGCCAUCUGCAAUGUAUGGAGAUCAUAAA
This is a messenger RNA of Dimorphilus gyrociliatus, 1348 nucleotides long. The record is from the annotation of a GenBank genome assembly. Lineage: Eukaryota; Metazoa; Annelida; Polychaeta; Dinophilidae.